UUCCCAGCUUUAAUUUCACCUGUUCAGCGUGACACCGAACAGACCCCACAGGGUGUGCCAGGGUUUCUGAGCUCCAGGAGGGGUGACAGCCAUGGCCGAAUCCCAGCUGAUGUGCAUGGAGGACGGCCACAUCGGAGCCAAGAUCCCGGAGUCCAAACCGGAGUUCUACUACAGCGAGGAGCAGCGCGCGGCCAUCGAAGAGCUGCUCAAGAAUGGAGAUGGCGCCUUCAAAACGCGACUCAAAGAAGACAACAUGAAAGACUUUUUAUCGGCCAGAGAAGUCAAACAGUUGGUGAACACUUUCAAAAAGUACGACUCGGCUGAAGACGGCGGUGACAGCAAGGCGUCGCCGGGCAGGUCCGGGCAAGGAGCCGCCGGUACAGACGCGGAUUCGGGGGUCCAUUCAACCUAUUGGCCCGAGAUGUCCGACACCGAGGUGCCGCCGCUGGACAUCGGCUGGCCCAGCGGGGGUUUCUUCAGAGGGGUGACCCGGGUGGCAGUGCACACACACCCGCCUAAAGAAAACGGACCUCACAUCAAAGAGGUGGUCCGGCGGCUCAUCCAGGAGGCCAACAAGGUAAUAGCAAUAGUGAUGGACAUGCUCACAGACCCUCAGAUCCUGCAGGACCUGAUGGAGGCGGCCGGGCGUCGCUCUGUGCCCGUUUACAUCUUGUUGGAUAACCAAGCGGUGCCGCACUUCUUGGAUAUGUGCUCCAGGCUGCAGAUCGGCUCACAGCACCUUCGGAACAUCCGGGCCAGAUCACUUCAUGGAAUCGGCUUCGGUUUGUCCUUCGGCAGACUGCCUGGUUCACUCUGUUACAAAUACAUGCUGGUGGACGGGGACAAAGUCAUGUUCGGCUCAUACAGUUUCUCCUGGUGUACGUCUCGUAUGGAUCGGAACAUGAUCACCGUGAUGACGGGACAGGUGGUUGACUUCUUUGACCGCGACUUCCGUGAGCUUUACGCCAUCUCCGAGAAGAUGGACCUCUACAAGGAAUUCCACGUCAGCCAACCUGCUGCUAACGUGACCUCGACGCUACGCUCCAAAGUAGAGCCCAAACGCCCGCCUCUCCCAGCAACCACAUCCCGCUUCCAGGUUAGCUUAGGGGACUCACGAAAAGCUAACAUCCAGGUGCCUGCACACAAAUACUAUAACCCCAAAUACGCACUGGCGUUUGGGGACAUCCCACAUAAGACGGGGUCCCUGCAGGAGCGAGGACCCAGGAAAGAGUCAGUUCUGGCCGAGGCUCCCGAGGAGAUGGACCUGGAAAGGCCACGAUUGACCAGCAGUGAGAAGAUGGACCGGCUUAGUCCGCUGCCCUCAGAAGGCCUGAGCGAAAGCUUCAAGAAGGCCAACGGAGGCACGCAGGACAAGAAAAAGCAUGUCACUUGGAGGCAGAGAUUUUUGAAGGGGAAAUCGUCCAGUAAGCUUUCGGUUAACAGCCAGGCGGACAGUACGUGCCCUUCAACCCCUGAAACCAAUCGGACUGAUGAGAACCAGGACAACUUUGAGGUUAUGGUGAUAACUCCACCAAAAUGGAAGAAGGCAUCUAAACUGGGCCGGAAGACAAACUCUGAUACAGCUGUCAACACUGCACAGGACAAUGAGAGUGUUAAGAGUCGACAUCGACCAAAACAAGCCUGUAAAGUGUCUUGAGGACCGCAGAAUGGCGUAAGAGUAAGAUUUCCAGAAACGGACAGCAAAGUGACUUCCGUAAAACUAACUUUGAAUGUGCAAUAUUGUAAGUACUUUAUCCAGUGCCUCACGGAAAGACCAAAUGAAUGUACAGUCCUUCGGGUGCUGACAAAUGCCGUUUUUGUAUGGUUAGUGCCAAAUGUAAACUCGGAAGUGUUGUGGGAUGUCUGCUGCCCUUGUGUGUGGCAGGAAGGUUUGCUUAGAUGUUUCCUCGUGAGCACUUGCAUCUUGUUAGCUCUCUCUCUCGAUGUCUGUUUGAUGCACUAAUAAGUUGUGGAACGUCUCGUUCAUCGUGCUUUAAUAAAUGGUUUCAGUUAAGGAAAACUCAAAAGGUGCCAACAGAUUGUUUUUUAUAUUUGGAUGGUUCUGUGCUUUUAGACAGAAUACAAAAUUACUACUACUACAUUCCUAGUAUUGUUUGUUAUAUUUGUACAACAGAAUGAUCAUUUUAUUACAAUAUUUGCCUUUAAAAACCAUGUAUGUUAAGUUAGAAACUUUAUUGUCCAUAUUGUUAAAAAUUGUCUUUGGGUUUUAAAAAUGG
This is a messenger RNA of Morone saxatilis (striped sea-bass), 2237 nucleotides long. RefSeq names its product family with sequence similarity 83 member Fb (gene sack1fb). The record is from RefSeq and is a predicted model, not a curated record. Bases 92 to 1657 code for a protein of 521 amino acids. The transcript has 5 exons. Lineage: Eukaryota; Metazoa; Chordata; Actinopteri; Moronidae.